Messenger RNA from Entrophospora sp. SA101, 465 nucleotides. The record is from the annotation of a GenBank genome assembly. NCBI's taxonomy places the organism in Eukaryota, Fungi, Glomeromycota, Glomeromycetes, Entrophosporales, Entrophosporaceae.
GCCAGGCAUAAACUUUAUCAAAACCGCACUGAAAUUAUAUAUAAAACACUGAAGUGGUUUUUAAGUACAUUUAGAAUUUAUGGAGAAAUGCAUUCGGAUUUAAGAUUUCAAUGCACCCAAUCCUUAAUCAAAGUUACAAAAUUCCAGCUUGCCUUUAAUAUCAAUCUUAGAACAGAAUUAUUCAUUAUAAGAAAUCAAUUGAAAGUCCAAUAUAAAGCUAUAAAAGCAAAAUGCGCUGUUGCAGAAAAGAAUUAUUUAGAAGCCAAUGAGUUAUUUUAUGCAGAUCCAGGAAAUGUAGAUAAAUAUGCACUUGCUCGAAGGUUGGAGUUCAAGCAUGCAAAGCUGGAUGAUUAUAAAUCCUAUGUUCAUAGGGAUUUAAUUAACUUUGAAUAUUUCCUAGUGAGGUAUAAUUAUAUUGUAAAUCCAGAUGAAAUUAACUGCAUUUAUGAUAAAUGCAUAUUUUAA